AUGGGGAACUCGUUCACAUGCAUUUCUCACGAGGAGGAACAACGUCCCAAGAAAUCCUCGGGCGGUCGCGGCAAAGGAGGAGCAAGUAACUCCGGGAAAUACAUACGUCGCCUAUCUCUGAUCCCUUCACUUAGAAAGCGGACGCUACUUCCUUCGCUCUCCUGCUCUGGCUCGUCCUCCACUUCUUCCUCCAAGAAAGGUGGGAUCAAAGCAAAGAAGAAGAUAAGAGAGAGACUUCAUCAAGACCACCAUGGACACGACAAAGACUCUCAUAUUAUUCAAGAGCAAACACUUGCAGCCACUAAUCUCCUCUUCAACCAAACCAGGGAAAUGCAACAUGUUGUAAAUACUUUUGUAUCAGCAUAA
Messenger RNA from Thlaspi arvense, 366 nucleotides. Lineage: Eukaryota; Viridiplantae; Streptophyta; Magnoliopsida; Brassicales; Brassicaceae. The record is from the annotation of a GenBank genome assembly.